AUGAUGAAUCGCUCUCUCUUGCGCCUGGCUGCGCGCUCUGUCAAGGCUGGCCCUGGCGUAUCUGCCAUUGGUCGGCGUCAUGCUUCCUCGGCUGUCUUUAACUGGGAAGAUCCCCUCGCUGCCGCGGAGCUCUACACAGAAGAGGAGCUGGCUAUCCAGGACACAGCGCGCCAGUACUGCCAAGAACAAUUACAGCCACGAGUUCUCGAGGCCUACCGCAAUGAGGACUAUGAUCGCAAAAUCCUGUACGAAAUGGGAGAACUCGGACUCCUGGGCGCAUCGAUCGAAGGAUACGGCUGUGCCGGCGCCAGCACUGUUGCGUCCGGCCUGAUCACUAAGGAGGUGGAGCGCGUGGACUCGGGAUACCGAUCAGGCAUGUCGGUGCAGAGCUCAUUGGCGAUGACCGGCAUCUACGAAUUUGGUACCGAGGAACAGAAGCAGCGAUUCCUACCGGGCCUCGCCAAGGGUCAACUCGCCGGCUGCUUUGGGCUGACGGAGCCGAAUCACGGCUCCGACCCCGGCUCCAUGGAAACCGUGGCCCGCGAGCACCCGACUCAGAAGGGCAUGUAUCUCCUGAGCGGAAGCAAGACUUGGAUCACCAACUCGCCCAUUUGCGACCUCGCCCUGGUGUGGGCGAAGCUCGAGUCGACGGGCAAGAUUCGCGGGUUCGUUGUGGAGCGCUCGCGCUGCCCGCCUGGUACCUUUGAGACGCCCGCUAUUAAGAAUAAGAGUGCGCUUCGCGCCUCGAUUACUGGCAUGAUCCAGAUGGAUGAUUGUCCUGUGCCAGCGGAGAAUAUGUUCCCCGAUGUCGAGGGUCUGAAGGGUCCUUUUACUUGUCUGAACAGUGCCCGUCUAGGUAUUGCGUUCGGUAGCAUGGGUGCCCUGGAAGACUGUCUGGCGCGUGCUCGCGAGUAUAGUCUUGAGCGCAAGCAGUUCAAAGGGAACCCGCUCGCCAAGUACCAGCUGAUCCAGAAGAAGCUGGCGGACGCGGCGACUGAUGCGGCCUAUGGAACUCUGGCUGCUGUGCAGGUGGCUCGUCUCAAGGAUGCUGGCAAAGCUACCCCCGAGAUGAUCUCGAUGAUCAAGCGACAGAAUUGUGACCGAGCACUGGCCAACUCACGAAUCCUCCAAGAAAUCUUUGGCGGCAAUGCUGCCAGCGACGAGUACCACAUUGGGCGCCAUGUGGCCAAUCUGUUCGUGGUUCAGACCUACGAGGGACAAAGCGAUAUUCACGCGUUGAUUUUGGGCCGGGCCAUUACCGGCAAGCAGGCCUUUUCACCCGCCGCCCACUUUCAAGUUCCCCCUCGUUCUGAAGUCUUCUUUCUCUUCUCUUUUCCACACAACGACGUAACCUCUCUCACCUCCUCACAUCUUUCUCCCGUCGUCAUGGCUCUCAAGCGCAUUAACAAGGAACUCACUGAUCUGGGCCGGGACCCCCCCCCUCCUCGUGCUCCGCUGGUCCUGUCGGCGACGAUCUGGUAUGCCUCACCUUCUUCUCGAUUUCGAUCUCUGCAAAUCCUCCUUCCCGUCGCCCGGUCGUUCCACUGGCAAGCUACGAUCAUGGGUCCUGGUGACUCGCCCUACUCCGGAGGCGUCUUCUUCCUUACCAUCCACUUCCCUACCGACUACCCGUUCAAGCCUCCCAAGGUCAACUUCACCACCCGUAUCUACCACCCGAACAUCAACUCCAACGGAAGCAUCUGCCUGGACAUCCUGAGGGAUCAAUGGAGCCCAGCCCUCACCAUCUCGAAGGUCCUCCUUUCGAUCUGCUCCAUGCUUACAGACCCCAACCCGGAUGACCCCCUGGUUCCCGAGAUCGCCCACGUCUACAAGACGGAUCGCCCGCGGUACGAGGCGACGGCCCGCGAGUGGACUCGCAAGUACGCCAUCUAA
Messenger RNA from Penicillium argentinense, 1893 nucleotides. RefSeq lists its product as uncharacterized. Gene Ontology annotation, molecular function: glutaryl-CoA dehydrogenase activity; flavin adenine dinucleotide binding; fatty-acyl-CoA binding. Lineage: Eukaryota; Fungi; Ascomycota; Eurotiomycetes; Eurotiales; Aspergillaceae. Bases 1 to 1893 code for a protein of 630 amino acids. Gene Ontology annotation, cellular component: mitochondrial inner membrane. The record is from RefSeq and is a predicted model, not a curated record. The transcript has 10 exons. Gene Ontology annotation, biological process: fatty-acyl-CoA biosynthetic process; fatty acid beta-oxidation using acyl-CoA dehydrogenase.